AUGGAUAAAAGUAUGUUUUUAAAAAUUUACUUUCCCAAUGGAUCUUUUCAUGGUCUUCGUUACACAUCAUCGACCACUAUUGCUGAAUUAAUUCGAAUAGUACUCAAAGGUCGUCUUUCUCCAAAUGAAUUGAUAUAUCAUUCAUCAUUUGCUCUACGAGUUACGUUUAUUGGAAAGGAUCUACAAAUAAGCAAUGUAAGAGCGUCGUCGUCAUCAGAUAAAACCAAUGUGAGUGAGAAAUGGCUACAUCCGAAUAUGACAAUGGAUAAAGUACAACGAAUACAUGGACCUAUCGAAGAAUUGAAACUUGAACUUCGUCUUCGAUAUUUUCCACAAUCAAUCGAUGCUCUAUCACAUGAUAAACCAACGUUUGGUUAUUUAUACGAACAACUUCGUAUCGAUUAUAUGCGUUUAAAAUCAGAACACGUGUCAAUGAAUGAAGCGAUUGAAUUAGGUUCACUUGAAAUUCGUAAACUUUUCAAAGAUCUCAAUCCAACAGCCUUAGAUAAGAAAGUCAAUGUCGAUUAUUUGGAAAAAGAACUCGGUUUAAAACGUUUCUUUCCACAAUCAAUUAUUGAUGCGCACAAACCUAGAGUUCUUCGAAAAUGUAUCAAAGCAUGUUUGAAAAAAUACGAAGGCUUAGCUGAAGAAGAAUGUGUCAAACGUUUUUGUUUCUUACUUAAAGAUGUUUGGAAUUGGGAACAAGAAGUUUACACAUCUAAUUUAGGUGCUGAAUGGGCAGUUCCAGUAACUCUUGCUCUUGGACCGUCAGAUGGAAUCAGUUAUCGAACUCAGAAUUUUACUAAAUUAACGAAAAUGGUUUCGUUUGAAGAUGUUCUUUCAAUUGUGACAAUGAAAACGAAUUCAGAUGAACGUGGUUUACUCAAAUUAACUAUUGCUGGUUCAUCCGAAAUUUUAACACUUAGCUUUACUUCGCUUUUCGAUGCGAAUGAGGUGGCCAUUCUUAUUGAUGGAUACUGUAUGCUAGUUAAUCGUAGUGCACAUUCACUUUGGCGAUCAAUGGCUGAUGAUCAACAAAUAGGAACUUUGCGAGGAUCGUCUGCAUGCGCAUCUGUUGUUCCUAUUCAUCAUUCAUCGGAAAUUCUUUCUUCUCAAACCGAUACUGAUAAUGAUGAUAUUAAUGGAGAUUACGCGGAUGUUCUAUCAUCGGAUUAUCAAAUCGAUCGUAAACAAAUACAUAUGAUCGAAUCGUUGGGUAAUGGGCAGUUUGGUGAAGUGUACCGAGGAAUAUUAAAAACGGAUCAACAAAUCGAAAUCAAUAUAGCGAUAAAAACAUGUAAAAUGCAAGAUUCCGCAACAACGGAAGCCUUUUUAGAAGAAGCAUAUGUGAUGCAAAAAUUUGAACACCCACAUAUUAUUAAACUCAUCGGUGUAUGCGCCGAACAGCCUGUUCUAUUAAUCAUGGAAUUAGCUAGAUUGGGCGAGCUUCGCGCUUAUUUGGUAGCAAAUCGAGCAGAUUUUGAUGUGAUUACAUUGGUGCUCUAUUGUCAACAAUUAUCAUCUGCACUGGCGUAUCUCGAAUCAAAGAAAUUUGUUCACAGGGAUAUUGCAGCACGAAAUGUUCUUGUAUCAAAUCACGAAUCAGUUAAAUUGGCUGAUUUUGGUCUAUCGCGUCAAUUAACACUCGAUAAUUCAUAUUAUAAAGCUUCAAAAGGCAAACUUCCAAUAAAAUGGAUGGCACCCGAAUCGAUCAAUUUCCGUCGUUUCACACAUCUAUCUGAUGUCUGGAUGUUUGCUGUUUGCAUAUGGGAAAUUCUAAGCAUGGGUAAGAAACCAUUUCAAGGCAUAGCGAAUACGGAUGUGAUUGAUCAAAUUGAAAAUGGUGUUCGAUUACCUUUACCCGGUACUUACUGUCCGAAACGUUUAUUCGAUUUAUUACAAGACUGUUGGGCAUAUGAACCAACUAAUCGUCCGACAUUUCUGCAAAUCGAAUCACGUUUAAAAUCAAUUUUCACUGAAGAACAAACAAAUAGUAACUCAUACAUACAUUUUAAAGAUCGAUCAAACAACAAUGAACAAACACCAGUAACAACAAAAUCCAAUAUUGCUGCUGCAACGUCAGCAUUUGUUGUAUUGCCAACAGCAGACGAUCAUGUACCACCAAAACCUGCUUUACCACACAAAAACGGGCUUCCAGGCCAUCGCUUACCCAUCGGAAGUAAUAAAAUAACGACCAGCCGAAGUGAAUCUAGUCACAAUGUUCAAUUUCGUACACCUGCUGAUAAUAAAAUUUUAUUCAAUGAUUACAAAGAAUCUCAAGAAAUCAGAUCACCACGAACGAGAGAAAAAAUCUCCAAUUCCUCAUCACUUUUAAUAGAUUUAUUUCAUUCACAAACCAAACAAAUCGUGAGUGCUGUUCUCACAUUAACCCGUCAGCAUGAAGUUAAUAAUUACAAUAAUCGAAUCCUAUCAAAAACGAAUCGUCCUUUAUCGCCAAUCAAUGAUAAGGAACAAAUGCAAUUAGUUCGUAAUAUUGCUAUCGCUGUUCGCGAUCUUUUGCAGACACUUGAUUAUGCACCAACGGCAAUCAAAGAAAUGUCCGAACAACGUUACAAUCAUUUUUCGUCGUUGGUUGUUGCAUUGAUUGAAACAGUUCGUCAACGAAAUUAUGAGAAAAUGAAUGAACAUGCGGUCAAUAUUGCUCGAACAGCGAAAGCAUUGUUUGAUGAUAUUCUGAAAUUAAGUUAA
This is a messenger RNA of Adineta ricciae, 2709 nucleotides long. Lineage: Eukaryota; Metazoa; Rotifera; Eurotatoria; Adinetida; Adinetidae. The record is from the annotation of a GenBank genome assembly.